UCUGACUUCCUUACUCCUUCUAGUUUCGUUUCUGACAGUUGAGCAGAGGACGCUGGAGUGAGAAGCGCAGCACGACUCUUCUUGUUCUACUCGAUAAAAGUGAACCGAGGAGGCAACUUUCUCACAAGAAGCGACUGCAGAAAUGAAACCCGCAUCCGUGCACUUCAUAGCGGCUGUCUUUGUGUUGGCGACAGCUUUCACUUCGGCUCAGGGAGAUGCCAGACGCCCUAAGCCGCCUGCCAGCAUGGCGCCUGCUGAUUUGUUUUCCUCCACAGCUCCUACCUCUUCAGAAACAACUGCCCAUACCAAUGUAACCACACACAAGACAACCACUCACAAAACUACCACCCCCAAGGUUACCACUGCUCCUCCAACCACCCCCAAGGUUACCACUGCUCCUCCAACCACCCCCAACGUUACCACUGCUCCUCCAACCACCCCCAACGUUACCACUGCUGCUCCAACCACUCACAAUGCUACCACCGCCAACGUUACCACUGCUCCUCCAACCACUCACAAUACUACCACCGCCAAUGUUACCACUGUUCCUCCAACCACUCACAAUACUACCACCGCCAACAUUACCACUGCUACUACAGCAACACCACCCACCCCAAAACCAACACAGCCAACCAACAUCACAGUGGGAAACUACACUGUGAAAGAUGGAAACAAACUGUGCAUCAUGGUCCAGGCAGCAAUCCAGGUCCAGGUCAACAACAGUCAGAUGGUAGGCACCUAUAUUGUUCCAGGAAGUGCUGACAGUACCGGCAAAUGUGAAAGCAAUACUGCCAGUCUCAUGAUCACUUUGAAGGAGGGAUAUGUCUCUAUGAACUUCGCCAAGAAUGACACAACAAAAAUGGUCUUCGUCAAUGCUGUGGCUGUCAACCUGACGUAUGCCUUCAAGUCUGGAGUUUUGUCUCAUUUGGUGAAGAAGAAUGAAUCGGUGCAACUUUUCAGCAUGACAGCAAGUCACUCAUACUCCUGCAAGUCAGAGUCAGUCUUCCUGGGCAAUGGCAUCUACCUGAUGUUUAGUCAGGACAGGAUGCAAGCCUUUAACUUUACCAACAACCAGUUUGGUCCCAUUGACCUAUGCAAGGCCGACCAGCCAGAUUACCGAGUGGCCAUCGGUGUAGGUGUGGUCCUGCUCAUCCUCAUCGUCAUCGUAGUUAUUGCUUAUCUCAUCAGUAGGAGAAAGAGAACAGAUGGAUACCAGACUCUCUAAAUGAGAGACUCCAUAGUAAAGUCUAUACAAGAACAUCACAAUUAUGAUUCAUCUGUGCAAGUUAAAUCUAGCAUUUGGCACUUAGACAAUUUUAUGAAGCAGACCGUACUUUGGAUUUUUUUCUUGGAUUUAAA
Messenger RNA from Silurus meridionalis, 1359 nucleotides. It is a transcript of the gene cd68, whose product is annotated as CD68 molecule. Gene Ontology annotation, cellular component: membrane. The record is from RefSeq and is a predicted model, not a curated record. The coding region runs from base 143 to 1225 and encodes 360 amino acids. The transcript has 6 exons. Lineage: Eukaryota; Metazoa; Chordata; Actinopteri; Siluriformes; Siluridae.